Molecule: messenger RNA, 3702 nt
Organism: Dromiciops gliroides (monito del monte)
Lineage: Eukaryota; Metazoa; Chordata; Mammalia; Microbiotheria; Microbiotheriidae
Product: rap1 GTPase-GDP dissociation stimulator 1-like
Exons: 15
Coding region: 282-1991 (569 amino acids)
Biological process (GO): positive regulation of GTPase activity
Cellular component (GO): cytosol
Molecular function (GO): protein binding; guanyl-nucleotide exchange factor activity
Source: RefSeq, a predicted model, not a curated record
AGCAAAAGCUGACCUGAAUAGUUAAACGUGUACAUAUCUUUCACAGUUCUCUUGCCUCGAUGGAGAAUAGUUGUAAACCUGAUGGAUAUUAUGUUCAAAUUCGUUUCAGAUUUUCUUCCUGGCCCAAGGAGAAAAUGUUGUUUCCAUUUCUGCCAAUGACAUCUGAACAGGAAGAAUACAAGCAGCAAUAGAAGGAUUAACUUGGUAGCUCCAGGGGACGGAACCUCACGUUUAGAGCUCGGCUACUCUGUGCUAUCUCAUUUUUUAGAUCAUCAGCUGCGAUGGAUUCCCUCAGCCAACACCUGGAGGGUCUCAAACUCGUUGGAAACAAAGAUCAAGGUGAAGUUGAAGAGGAAAUCUUCAAGAGCCUAAACAUGGUGCUGCAAGCUGUUACUGGAGACCAACAAUUAUCAGGGAACCUUCUCCAAGCCAGUGGGAUUUUCACAACAUUGGGCCAGAUUCUGACAAGUCAUCCACGAUGUGCAGUGCCCGCAGCACAAGUCCUGGCAGAGUUAGCUAAGAAUGAGGAGCUAAAGCAGCCCUGUAUUGAUGCUGGCCUGGUGUCUGCCCUGCUGCCUCAUCUGGAAAGCUCUGACCAAGAUCUGCUGCUUCACGCUGGUAGGGCCAUUGGGCGCAUCUGUUAUGGAAACAAGGAACUUCAGGAGGAAUUAGUCAAGGCUGGUGUAAUCUCCUUGCUGGUCAAGAUCCUAUCUGAUUUUCCAGAAAGUGAACCACUUGUGCGGGUGGACCUGUUGGCCCUGUGCAAUUUGGCAGACCUGGAUACAGCUAAGGAGGCCCUCAGCAAGACCAAAGCAGCAGAGGAGCUGGUGAGGCAGCUAAGGAGGGCUGAGAACCAGGAAAGACUGGAGAUUGUCACUGAGAUCCUUCAGCUGUUGGCAGAGAAUGAUUCCCUGAAAGUGCAGCUGGUGGAAGCAGAUGUGCAGAGCGCCCUUGUGGAGAUACUGCAGAGGGUCCAGGACAGCUCAGAGGUGGAGGCUGCAGCCAUCCUGAAGACCAUCUCAGACCUUGUCAUCUCUCUACUCCUGGGAGAUGAGUCUAUGCAGAAACUGUUUGCUAAUGGAACUGGCCUUGUCUAUCAGAGGAUCAGCAGCUGGCUUAUGUCCCAGAAUGCCCAGAUGCAGCUGACUGGUGCCCUGGCUGUUGCCAACUUUGCCAGGAAUGACAGCAACUGUGUGAAGAUGGUACAACUGGGUGUGGUACAUCAGCUCCUGGAUGUCCUGGAAAAGCAUGUGGACAAUGGUGAUGUGACAGUGCAGCACGCAGCCCUCAGUGCCCUCCGGAACCUUGCCAUUCCUGUGAUCAACAAAGUACAGAUGCUGGAAGAAGGUGUGGCCGAGCGGAUACAGAUGUUGCUGAGGUCGGAGAUGCCUCCAGUGCAGUUUAAAUUGUUGGGAACACUUCGAAUGUUGAUGGAUGGCCAAGUGGAAGCCGCAGAAACCCUUGGCCAGGAUCCAGCUCUGCUGAACCGGCUAGUGCAGUGGUGUGAGGCCAAGGAGCAUGCAGGUGUCCAAGGGGAAGCCAAUCGUCUUCUAGCUUCACUCCUGAGGCACAGCAAGUCCCAGGAAGUGGUAAGAGCCAUUCAGGAAGCCCAGGGAGUGAAGCACCUUGUUUCCAUGACAACCAGUGAGCACGCCAUCAUGCAGAAUGAAGCUCUGAUAGCACUGGCCAUCGCUUCAGCAAUUAAUUUAGAAAUUAUCAAAGAUGCAUUUAAAGAAUCCAAAUUGAUCCAAAAUUUACAGAAGCUCCUUGAAGAUGAAAUGACAAGCCCAGAGGUGAAGUACAAGUCCCUGGGCCUCUUAUGCAGCCUUCUGGGUUCAGGUGAUUUAAGGAAGCAAGUGGAGGAAGCCAAAGUCCAGGACACACUGGAGAACCUUUGCAACCACGGCAAUGGCAAUGUAGUCAAACAGGCCAUCACCGCCCUCCAGAUCCUGAAGAGCGACCCCCAGGACUCAGGUCUCUUUUUCCCCUAGGUGCUGGUGUUCCUGCUUCACCGUGACCAGCCUUCCUUGGGAGGUUGCUGUUUGCAAUACAUAAGACACCUACUCUUCUUGCCAUGUCUUCCCCAUGCUUGAUGGGGGAAUCCGGAGUAACCACAUCCUUGGAUGCCAAGCACAGCACACUGACAUUCUAGGGGGUAGUAUCCAGCCACAUUGUGAUUUUCAUACCAACACUGGGGGUUUUCAGUCACCUACCUUGUGCAACCUCACCUCUGAUCCUAGUGUUCCCUCUAGCUGGUACCCUAGAGGAAUUCCUCAUUCAGUGUGAACCAUGCUCCCUUUCACGUCCCAUCACCAAUCAGGGGCCAUUCACCAGCCCCUCCCAUAGAGAGUCUUCUCUGAAACAGGCUUUUUAAAAACCCCUGGUGAUUCCAGGGAACAAGUUACAAAGAAGGCCCAGUUUACGAAGUGGACAUUAAAGAGGUGCUGAGAGAAUGGCUAGGGGAGAUCUCCUCACCUUAGAUGGUCAAUCAUUCAAUGAAUAUUUGAGUACCUACUAUACAUAACACACUGUUAUUCUGCAGCAGUGGCGAUGUGGCAUUGUUAUGGCAUUUUGAGAGUUAAUUUUGCAACUUGCACUAAAGCCUACAUUGGCAGCCCAAGUAAUGGAAUCCCAAACCAAUGUUCCCCAGCUCCCAGUCCUCCACUUUCACCAAAUUGGCAAGCCCUUUUUAGCCAAACCCUAGGAAAAUCCAAAUAUGAUGGAUCUCUGGGGUACAAUUUCCACUUUGUUGCUUCUGGACUUUUGGCCACCCCAGUAACCAUCCCUUACCUUAGGACCCAUUGAAUCACAACCCUGCUAUACCCACCCAAAGCACUUUAAAAAAAUCAUUCCUCAGGACUAGUGACUGGUCUUCCAAAGCAAAAUACUACCUAGAAGCCCAAGGCCCAAUCCAGGAUGGAGAUCUGCACAAGAAGCCCAUGAACUAUAGGCUUCCACUGGAUUUAAGUAAUCUUGUCAGUAAGAUGUCUGCCCUGUCCUCAUGGAGCAAUGGAAAGAAUGCUGGAUUUGUCAUCAGAGGGCUUAGGUUCAAAUCCCAGCUCUGUCCUUAUUACCUAUUUAGCAAGUCACAUAAAGGAGGGGAGGUUAGACUAGAUGGCUCUAGGUCAUAGUUUUCUUCCACUUCUAAAUAUAUAAUCCUGUGGUCCUCCCAUCAGACUCUGUGCUCCCAGCAGCAGGGAUAACUGACACAUCUUGUUAGCAAUAACCCCACUCACGAGGAAAGAGGAAAAUUAGAUCCGUAGGGGGAGACUUACGACACUGUAUUCACAAGGCCUGGGGAAGAUCACACUUACCUUUCAAGUGCAAUCAUUUCUGACCAUCUACUGGCCCACAGUGAGAAGCUCACCUGUAGGAAGUACCCUCCUAGCAAACUGCCUUCUGGGAUCUGUAGGCUCUGAAAACAGUGUCUGCUAGUUACAGGCAAAGAGUGGUCAGCCGCAACUGGGAGUCCCUAAGGAAGCUUGGGGGGGGGGGGUCCAGUCACGUCAUAUUGAGUCUGUAUCCUAACCCAGUCACGGUCAUCAAGGGGAAAUGACAAAGAAUUCCCUGCAUCUCAAAUCCAUAAUUUGUUCAAUGAAUAAACUUCGAUUCUAUAACAAGUUAGUGACUCUGUUCCUUGGCUCUGUAGAGCAUUUUGUUUUUGUAUUACUGCUUUAAAAAAUAAAAGCCUUUGCAAAUCAA